Molecule: messenger RNA, 1754 nt
Organism: Saccostrea echinata
Lineage: Eukaryota; Metazoa; Mollusca; Bivalvia; Ostreida; Ostreidae
Product: E3 ubiquitin-protein ligase TRIM71-like
Exons: 1
Coding region: 10-1689 (559 amino acids)
Biological process (GO): protein polyubiquitination; proteasome-mediated ubiquitin-dependent protein catabolic process
Molecular function (GO): zinc ion binding; protein binding; ubiquitin protein ligase activity
Source: RefSeq, a predicted model, not a curated record
UAUUUGAUCAUGGACCCCCGUACCAGUGCCCAGGAUGUGCUGAGAUGUGACCUUUGUAAGACCGCUGUGGUGGAGAUGCACUGUGAUAUAUGCCUGGUCAACCUAUGCAAGGCCUGUGUCGGUGAACACAUGAUAUCGGAUGAAUCAAAUGAACACGAAAUUGUACGAUUUAUUCUUAGAAAAUCCACACCUAUUUACCCUGUGUGCAAAACUCAUGUAGAAGAACGAUGUGAAAUGUACUGUAAUCAAUGUGAUUUUCCUGUGUGUGCCACAUGCAUUGCUUCAGAUCAACAUCUAGGUCAUAAAUUAUUAAAAAUCUUACAAGUCCUUGAGGCAAAAAAGGAUAUGAUCAUAAAAGAAAGAACUGAACUAAAUGAAGUAAUUUACCCAACCUACCAGGACAUUGCCUCUGAUGUACAAAACAGAAUGAGUCAGUUAGAAAAGGAAUAUGGAGAUCUCUCAACAGCCAUAAUAAAACAUGGAGAGGACUGGCACAGAGAAAUUGACAAACUUGUCAAGAAACUUAAAGCUGAAGUUGAUCUGAUGAAAAACACACAGCUACAAACUCUACAGAAACAUCUGGACAAAAUAAACAAGAACGUUUCUGAAAUCAGGAAUAAAAUGGAUUUAAUUAAUGUUGCUAUGGAUUCUAAUAACAUUUCCAAACUAUUCAGUGUAACAUCUGAUAUAAACAAAUACAGAAAUCUUCCAGAGAAAAAGGUGCCCUCUUUGCCUAAAUUUACUCCAGGAACAAUCCUGAGAGAAAAAUUUGGUAAAAUAUUUGGAACUUUUUCCCCAAGUUCUUUAACUUCAGACAAACAAGGCUACAGUAUGAAGACAUCAGAGAAAUCACCAGAAGCUGGAUCCUCUCCUCCAGUCAAACAGCUGCUUAAUCAACCAGAGACAGUCACCACCAUAGACACUGGGUAUAGCCGUAACCUUUGCAAUGUGGCCUGUCUGAGUGAUGAAGAAAUCUGGACAAGUGGCCAUAAAAACAAUACCAUGAAACUCUUCAGCAUCAAUCAAGGAUCUCUACUCAAGUCAAUCAGAACCAAGUCAGGGUAUGAGCCAUGUAACAUAGCAGUGACAAAAAGUGGAGAUCUAGUUUAUACUGAUGCCACAACUCUCAACAUUGUGAAGGAUGAAGAAAUUGAGGAGGUGAUCAGACUACAGAAUUGGAUACCUUACAGUGUCUGUAGUACCUCCUCUGGUGACCUCCUGGUUAUCAUGUACAGUAAUGAUAACAAACAAACAAAAGUUGUCCGUUACUCUGGCUCCACAGAGAAACAAACCAUUCAGUUUGAUGAUAAAGGUACACCCCUCUACUCAUCUGGUGCUUUCCACAGAAAUAUUACUGAGAAUGGAAACCUGGAUAUCUGUGUGUCCGAUUCCGAAGCUAAAGCAGUAGUGGUGGUCAAUCAGGCCGGGAAACUGAGAUUCAGGUACACUGGACAUACUUCUGCUGCAUCCUUCUAUCCACAAGGAAUCACCACAGACAGUCAGAGUUGCAUCCUAAUAGCCGAUUAUAACAACCACUGUGUCCACAUCAUAGACCAGGAUGGACAGUUCCUCCGUUACAUAGACUCUGGAUUGAAAUAUCCCUGGAGACUGAGUAUAGAUACUAGUGACAAUUUAUUUGUUGCUCAAUAUGAAAACAGACAAGUAAAGAAAAUCAGAUAUCGGAAAUGAAAACAUAAUUUAAGAAAUCAAAGAAAAAUAAAACAAUAUUAAUAAAAGAAUUUUUUUUACCAUAC